Messenger RNA from Akanthomyces muscarius, 270 nucleotides. RefSeq lists its product as uncharacterized. Lineage: Eukaryota; Fungi; Ascomycota; Sordariomycetes; Hypocreales; Cordycipitaceae. The transcript has 3 exons. The record is from RefSeq and is a predicted model, not a curated record. Bases 1 to 270 code for a protein of 89 amino acids.
AUGAAGCCCGUCGUCAGCGCCGGCCACGCCUGGUCCUGCACCGUCGUCUCGGUAUUUGCCAUUGUUAUUCUGUCCGCCCUGGCGAUUGUGUACCGCAGCGGCCACGAGGAGUUUGUCGGCGGCAACGAGGAUCCCACGCCUGAGGAAGGCGUCGCCAUUUCGGGCACCAUCCUUACGGCGGUAUUUGUCUACCUUGGCUUCUUCGUCUUUUGUGGCUGCCAAGGCAUGCUCCACGUGCGCGAGAACCGACGAGGCAGCAUUGCCCUAUAA